GGGAAGGAGAAUUCUCUUGUCCUGUCACCCUAACAUCCACCCAAAGCAGCAGGGAGCUUACCAUGGCUUUCAGCCGCUCUGAUGGGUUCAGAUCACUGGUUUUGGUGCUGGUUUUAGCCCUCACUGUGAGGAGCUCACCCCACAGAAAGGCUGGUGCCUCUGCAAGGCUGAGGGAAGGUUGCCUGAACCAAAAGGAUCCCAAAUUCCCCACAACAGUGAACGUUGACAUUCGGAUCAGCAACUCAGAUCAUGCCUUUGGGAUGGUCCAUGAUGUCAGGAACAGGUCUCUCGCUCCUUGGGAUUACAGGCUGGACGAGGAUCCCGACCGCUUCCCGCGGGUGAUCGCGGACGCCCGGUGCCGCCUGUCGGGCUGUGUGAGCCCCCUGGGGCAGGAGGACCACAGCCUCAACUCGGUGCCCAUCAAGCAGGAGAUCCUGGUGCUGCGGCGGGAGCAGCGCGGCUGCGUGCCCUCCUACCGCCUGGAGAAGAGAAUUGUCACCGUGGGCUGCACCUGUGUCACCCCCGUCAUCCAGCACCAGUCCUAGCAGCAGCCACCAGGGCAGGCGGCGUUGGGAAGAGGAAGGA
Messenger RNA from Motacilla alba alba, 585 nucleotides. Its product is annotated as interleukin-17F-like. The record is from RefSeq and is a predicted model, not a curated record. The transcript has 3 exons. The coding region runs from base 63 to 545 and encodes 160 amino acids. Gene Ontology annotation, biological process: inflammatory response. NCBI's taxonomy places the organism in Eukaryota, Metazoa, Chordata, Aves, Passeriformes, Motacillidae. Gene Ontology annotation, molecular function: cytokine activity. Gene Ontology annotation, cellular component: extracellular region.